Molecule: messenger RNA, 1560 nt
Organism: Saccharomyces eubayanus
Lineage: Eukaryota; Fungi; Ascomycota; Saccharomycetes; Saccharomycetales; Saccharomycetaceae
Gene: MRX12
Product: Mrx12p
Exons: 1
Coding region: 1-1560 (519 amino acids)
Source: RefSeq, a predicted model, not a curated record
AUGUUACGUUCACUACAAACAGUUGCUGCUUUAGCUAACAGAAGAUUAUAUUCUGUCAAAUCGCACUCGAACCGAAACAAAAUCAUCAAAACUCUUUUGACUCAUCGUUCAUUCGACCCAAUUCGCCGUCACUUACCUACGGAUAUAGCGAGUGCUGAUCCGUAUUCUCUCUCACAGAAUGUUAUCAAAAGCCUAAACACACUAGGCCUUCCCAAAGAAGAUGCAGCGAUAAUACACAAUAUGAUGAUAGAAAACCUAAGUAACCUGGACUACAGCAUUGCAACAAUUCACUCCAAGAAUUUGCAUGAACUUGAUUUGAAGCCAUCAAUUUCUGCAAUAAAACAAAUCGUCAAAAACAAUCCGGGAAGAGUAGAGAGUUCAUGGGAGCUUUUUACAAAAUAUAAAGCUUCAGUAGAAAUCAUUCCUGAUGAGUUAAUUGAGGUGGUUCUAGAAAAAAUUAUUAAUUUCGACAAUGCUGAAAAGGUCGAUGGGAAAAAACAAUUAACUUUUCAAGACCUGGUAAGAUGUCUCUAUUUAAUAGAUCACCUCUCUCCCAACCACGUUGUAUCUUCAAAGCUCGUUGAAUCGAUUCUUACAUACACAAUAGAUAAUGGAAUACCUAAUGUUUUUGCUUUCUUGCUCAAACACAAAAUACCGUUGAACUUCUUUGAUAAGUAUAUUGAUGAAAUGACACCCUGCCAGAUUUUUGAACUCUAUAGGUUUUUCCCAAUUGAUGUAGUAAUAACCAACAUACCGAUACUACAUAAAUGUGUAGCAGUUCUAGGUAAGAACGAAACGAUCCCACUAACUGAAGAAGAAAAAGAAACGACGACAAAGUUAGAAGAAGAGGCAGAAAUUGUUAAAUUACAAUGUCAUGAUAAUUGGAAUCUUGAUAUUCCAAAAGAGGAUGCGUACAAAACAGAGGAUGCAUUCAAAAACUUAUUUGUAGAAAUUCAAAAAAGAGAACUAGAUAGAAAAGAUUUCGGAUUAGCUCUUACUUUACUGAGAGUAACCGGAGUUUUUAAAGGUAACAUAUCCUUGUUCUUUGAGUUAUAUCACGAAUACCUUUUGAGAUUCGAACGCAACGAGGACAGCUUAAUGUUUGAAGCCUUUUUAACGCUUUGCUACCAGGGCUAUAAGAGAGAUAACAGCAAAAUGUUGCAAUAUGCCGAAGCUUUCGUUAAAGAGGGUACUAGUGCCAAACUUCAAAGCCAAAUUUUUAGUGUACUAAUUGUCGCCAAUGCAAAAACAAACAUCGACUUAUCGCUUGAGAUUUACAACUCAAACAUAGCCAAGGCUCACAGAGAGAAAGACGAAUCCACGGAUCUUUCUGAGAGUGACAUACUGACUGAGUCGCUAAUUUUAGCUUUCUUAUCCAAAGAUGAUGCCGAUUUUGCCAGAGUCGUCUUUGAUGGUGCAUUGGGAGAGAAAGUUCUUUCAGGACCUACUGCUGCUAAAAAGAUAAAGAAGCUUUUUGCACAGUACGGAGAAGCAGUAGAGGCCAAAGAAAGUAUAAAAGUCAUGCAAUCUAGGAUAGAACAUUAUAUGGAAAAUAUUUAA